This is a messenger RNA of Acanthaster planci (crown-of-thorns starfish), 966 nucleotides long. RefSeq lists its product as uncharacterized. The record is from RefSeq and is a predicted model, not a curated record. Lineage: Eukaryota; Metazoa; Echinodermata; Asteroidea; Valvatida; Acanthasteridae.
AUGGUGAGCUUCGACGUGGUGUCGCUUUUCACCAAUUUUCCCACCAAAGAAGCAUGCCAGAUUGCCAAGGAUCCACCAGACAGCGACCCCUCCCUCGCUGACAGCUCAGCCCUCUCCUCCGCCCAGAUCGCUGACCUCAUCCGCCUCUGCGUUUCUUUCAGCUACUUCAAGUUCCAAGAUCAGUUCUAUGAUCACCUCCAAGAAUUCCUGGAGUACCUCAACAAGCAACACCCCACUGUCAAGUUCACUAUGGAACAAGAACAAGACGGACACCUCUCCUUCUUAGAUGUUCACCUGUCUAGAAACCCAGACGGCACCCUCAACCACCGUGUCCACCACAUGCCCACCCACACCGACCGGUACCUGCACCAGAGAUCUUUCCACCACCCAGCAGUCAAAACAUCAGUCAACCACACCCUGGUCAACAGAGCCUAUGAGAUCUGCGACCAGAACAAACUACGCCAAGAACUCUACCACAUCAAGUCUGCCCUCAAGAUGAACGGCUACCGCAACCAACGUAUCAACCUUUCCAAGCCCUCCCCCAGGUCGUUAGGGUCACCUAUACCCGAAGUCCCCCAAACCCCCACUGCCACAGUAUGCCUACAGUAUCUGGGCCCCACCUCCCACCAACUCCGGAGCAUCCUGCAGUCGGCCAACAUCAAAGUACAUCAUUCAGCACCCAACAAGCUGCAGGCUGCACUUCACACCACAAGGACAAGCACCCACCCAGUAGUCGCCCCAGUGUAUAUCGCAUUCCAUUUGAAUGCGGCCAAGUAUACAUCGGGGAAACUGGAAGGAACCUCCCCACCAGACUCCAAGAACACUACUCGCACGGCUGACGAGAAGAAUACAAGUCUGCCAUCAUCAAACAUGCACACUCCAGGACCAGCGCGUCGAGUGGGACAAAGCAGAACUCACUGCUCCCAUCCAGAACUGGCUCCCAAGGAGAAUCCGAGAAGCUAUUGA